Messenger RNA from Amoebophrya sp. A25, 253 nucleotides. Lineage: Eukaryota; Dinophyceae; Syndiniales; Amoebophryaceae. The record is from the annotation of a GenBank genome assembly.
UAUCUUUGGAUCAGAUAUCUAUCAUGCGCAAAGCACGGGUGGCCUGCAGACUUUUCUCUUCGGGCCGACACGCGAUGGACUGUACUCCGAACAAGUUCGCGCAAGUGUGAACUCGUUCUUUGAAGUGAAUGGUUUGUCGCCUUCGGGUGAUCCAGAAAUACUUUCGCAGAGUAAGGCGGACUUUCUCUCUAGCAUUGCUGUCUCAGCCACGAAGAGAGGUGCUAGGAGAAGACGUUCGGCAGCGACACGAGUG